Cynara cardunculus var. scolymus (artichoke) is the source of this 1319-nucleotide messenger RNA. Its product is annotated as ADP-ribosylation factor GTPase-activating protein AGD12-like. The record is from RefSeq and is a predicted model, not a curated record. Lineage: Eukaryota; Viridiplantae; Streptophyta; Magnoliopsida; Asterales; Asteraceae. The transcript has 9 exons. The coding region runs from base 193 to 1143 and encodes 316 amino acids. Gene Ontology annotation, molecular function: phospholipid binding; GTPase activator activity.
AUGCAGAAACACCAUCAUUUUACAAUCAACCCUCGGUCACAAACAUCCACGUCCUCAUCGUUCUCGUCAGGAGCUUGCUUUCUUCCACCCCUUUUAUCUCUCCCUCCCUCCAUGCAACGUCUAUUAAACAGCAAAGAGCCGUCUAUUUUGAGUGAAAGUUCUAGUUGAUGAUUGUGGCCUGCAGGCAGACCAAUGAGUUCUGGUAAGAAAAAAUUAAAAGAUCUACUGCAGCAAAGUGAUAAUCGUACUUGUGCUGAUUGCGGUGCGCCCGACCCUAAAUGGGCGUCACCCCCUCUUGGAGUGUUUGUAUGCUUGAAAUGCUGUGGCGUUCACAGAACUCUAGAUCCAAGUAUUUCAAAGGUUUUAUCCGUGACAUUAGAUGAAUGGACUGAUGAGGAAAUUGAUGCCAUGGUUGAAGUUGGAGGAAAUAGUUCUGCAAAUUCAAUCUAUGAGGGUCAUUUUCCUGAAGGAGUUACUAAGCCUGGGCCAGAUGCUAGUCAUGAGCAACGUGCAAAGUUUAUCAGGUCCAAAUAUGAGCUUCAAGACUUCCUGAAACCAAGUUUGAAGAUCUCAUCAACUAAUGCUAAAAGGAACACAAGUGAAAGGGCUAAUAGUUUACCAGCUACAAGUUCGAUACAGAUGCCUGAAGGAAUGGAAGGAGCUAUUGGAAUGCUGAAGAUCACUAUACUUCAAGGUGCAAAUCUUGCUGUCCGAGAUAUGCUAUCAAGUGAUCCUUAUGUUGUUCUUACGCUAGGCGAGCAGAAGGCUCAAACAACUGUACAAAAGAGCAACUUGAAUCCAAUUUGGAAUGAGGAGCUAAUUCUUUCCGUCCGUCAGGAUUGUGGACCCGUUAAAUUGCAAGUUUUCGAUUACGACACGUUCUCUGCUGAUGACAUAAUGGGGGAAGCGGAAAUUGACAUUCAGCCGAUGCUGACGUCAGCAUUGGCGUACGGAGAAGCUUCAAUGUUCGGGGAUAUGCAGAUAGGAAAAUGGCUGAAAUCACAUGACAAUGCACUGCUAGAAGAUAGCACAGUAAAUAUAGUUGAUGGGAAGAUAAAACAAGAGGUAUCACUUCAGCUGCAGAAUGUAGAGUCUGGGAUCAUAUAUCUUGAAGUAGAGUGGAUACCCCCUCCUCAAAAAUAGGUGGUGUUUAUGUUGUGUGUGUAGUAUAUAUAUAUAUAUACACUAAUUCUUUUCCUCAUUUCCAUCCCUCAUCCCACAUUCAAAAUAAAUGUUUUCAAUUGUCAACCAAAAUUAAUUGAAUGUUAUUUCUUUGUCACCUUAUUUUUUAAUUCAAGUAUCAUGUAAUUUUAUCCUAA